AUGAAUUCACAAAAAAGAAUAAUAACAAACGCAACAAAUUCCCCCCAAAAACAACGUAUUAUUCGAUUCCGUCUUUCCAAUGGUCGAAAUAUUGAAUCUUUUGCUGAAGUUCUCCUAAGAGAGGAAAAUUCACGUUUAGCUGAAUGGGCUACCAAGCAAAAUUUUGUUGACUGUUCCCACCGUGAUCCAAAAAUCUUUCGUUUACUAAUCAACUGUCUAAGACAAUGUGUUGCUCCAGGAGGAAUUUCAAACGGGAAAAAAUUCAUUCCACCUGAAGACUUUACAGAUUGGAGAUCUUUAUUAUCUGAAGCUCGUUAUUGGGGUUUAUCUGUAGUUGAACGAAUAAUUAGAGAUGCAAUGAAUGCUUCGUCUACAGCGGUUAGCACAAUAACUAUUGGAUAUCACGGUACAUUGGCUGCUGGUAGAGGUGGAUUUGAAGUGAAUUUUCGAAGAGUUGAUCGAAUUAUGAUUUGUGGAAAAGCUCGUGCAUGCCGUGAAGUAUUUGGCCGGUUUUUAAACGAAACUCGUGAUUGGAAUAUGGAUAGUCAACGUUAUACUAGCCGAUUCUAUUUAACCCAUCAAUUUGUAGAGCAAGCAUUUGAUGCUUUAGCAGCAAAACGUUAUAAACUCGUUUCAAGUAAUUGUUCCGGUCCAAGUCUUUCUCACGCCAAAAAUGUGGUAGAAGAUGAACCAAGUUUUGCUCAUUAUAGACAACAUGUUUUUACUCGUUAUAUGUGA
Meloidogyne enterolobii is the source of this 738-nucleotide messenger RNA. The record is from the annotation of a GenBank genome assembly. Lineage: Eukaryota; Metazoa; Nematoda; Chromadorea; Rhabditida; Meloidogynidae.